Messenger RNA from Torulaspora delbrueckii, 1293 nucleotides. It is a transcript of the gene SKI8, whose product is annotated as SKI complex subunit WD repeat protein SKI8. Gene Ontology annotation, molecular function: protein binding. Lineage: Eukaryota; Fungi; Ascomycota; Saccharomycetes; Saccharomycetales; Saccharomycetaceae. Bases 1 to 1293 code for a protein of 430 amino acids. Gene Ontology annotation, cellular component: Cdc73/Paf1 complex. The record is from RefSeq and is a predicted model, not a curated record. The transcript has a single exon.
AUGUCAAAUAUAUUCAUCUCUACUACGAAUUGUGGUAAGGCCCAUGAAGCAGACAUCUUCAGCGUUGCUGUGUGUGUACCAUACACGAUAACUGGUUCCGGUGACGGGUCAAUCAAGCUUUGGAAGAACAAAUUGCUGGACAACGAAGUGCCCAGGGACUACCAUAUUAGCAAGUUUGUGCAUAAAACCGGUAUACAUCAUGUGGACGUGUUCCACUCAGUGGAGAAGGGAGGACAUGAGAUCUGUAUAAUCUCGUGUGUUGCGUUCUCUGGAGAUAUAUUCUUUUAUGAAGUGGAUGUUAAGAAUGGUACCCUUAGUAGCAUAGAUCUGCUGACUGCCAAAGAGAAGAAAAAAUCCUAUUGGGCGGUGAAGUGGUUCAAGAGCGAUGACCAAAUUGUCUGCCAUAGAUUUGCCGCAACAGACGUCAAAGGUAAUACAUAUGUAUGGAGAUUCCAUCCUUUUACCAAAGAACUCGAUGAGGAAGAAGCUCAGACGGAGAAAUUGAAGAGGGAAGCUAGGCUAAAGAGGAAUAGAUUCCAAUCAUUGGAUGAGAAAAUCGCAGAAGAGACCUCCGAAGAGAGAGAAUCUCAAGAGGAUUUAAUCUUAGAGCCCCACCUGGCUUUACAAGGCGAAAUAGCAGCCACAGAACCUGUUUUUGCUACCUGCCUAGAUAUUUCACCUAAUGGGUUAAUAGCUACCGGUUUUGCCAAUGGUACUAUUGUCGUUUCACAAGUUAGCACACUAAGACCUAUCCAUAGUUUUGAGGGUUUUGGUAUACAGGGCAUCGAGCAGAACAGCAAUACCGUGCGUGAUGUCAAAUUUUCACCUAUGGGAACAUUGCUCGCUGUGGCUAAUGACUCUGGAUCGUACGGUUGUGUUACACUAUAUGAAACUGAAUUUGGUGAACGUGUCGGAUCUUUCUCAGUUCCAACUCAUAGCACACAGUCGAGUAUAGGUACUUUUGCACAUAACGGAUGGGUUUUCGGAUUGUCCUUCAAUUCUACCGGUGAAUUUCUAGCGACUUGUGGUUACGAUAGUAAAGUGAGAGUAUGGGAUGUGAAAUCGAGAGAGCGCGUAUCUACCAUUAACAUUAGCGCUAAUGAUGUCGAAAAUGAACAGGAAAUCAUGCUAGAAGACGAGUCUGGCGAUUCUUUAAAGUAUCCUCCUGUCUUUGGAGUUAAAUUCAUUGCCAAAGGCAUCCGUGGCGGUAUGGGUAGUGAUUCAAACGAAGGAUUGUGUUGCGUUUGCAUGGAUCGAAGUGUAAGAUGGUUCAGAGAAGCUGGCGGCAGUUAG